AUGCGAAAUCAGCGCUCGAGGCACUACGAUGACCCCAGUUACCACAAUGCAGGGUACCAUCCCAUCAAUGUCCUUGAUGAUUUCCCCGAUCCGGGUAUGGUCCACUUCAACGGGACUUGGUUCGCGUAUGGCACAGACACAGGGACAGGCAUUGCGAAUGCGCAUGUUCCCGUCGCUACGUCGGAUGAUUUCAUCGUCUGGCGCAGAAAACCGGGACAUGACGCGCUGCCAACCCUCGGCGGCUGGGAGAAGGCAAUCAACCACUGGGGCCCCGACGUGAUCCAACGCGACGAUGGAAAAUUCGUCCUCUAUUAUUCGGGCGAGCACGAGGCCCAGAACCAUCACCAUUGUAUCGGGGUUGCCGUUUCUUCAUCCACCGACCCAGUCGGCCCUUUCUACCCGGAAUCGACGCCCCUCGCCUGUCCCCAGGAUCCCGGCAGCGCCAGCGACCCGUCCCCCUUCCGCGACGCCGACGGCUCACUGUACAUCGUAUACAAAGAGAACGGUCACGGGGGCGGCUGUGGCACGGGGAAGAAGCGGGACUCGCGUGUCCGGAUACUCCUCCAAGAGCUAGGCCCCGACGGCAUAACCCCCAGGGGUGCCGCCGUUGAAAUCCUGCACAACGAGAAAGACGACGGGCCGGUCGUCGAGGCCCCGAGUAUCGUCCGCGCGUCCUACGGGCGGUACUUCCUGUUCUUCUCGUCGCACUGCUACUCGUCACCCUACUAUGACAUGAAGUAUGCGUCCGCUGAGACGCUUCGCGGCCCGUAUACCCGUGCCCGGCGCGCGCUGCUCAAGACGGGCGAUUUUGGGCUCAAGGCUCCCGGUGGUGCUACGGUCUCUGCGAAUGGGUCCAGGAUGGUGUUCCAUGCUGAUUGUGGGAGGCAGUCGUCGUGGAAGAGGUGCAGGUAUGUUGCGGGGGUGGAUAUGGGCAAUGAUUCGGGGGAUAAGUCGACUGUGCGCCUUGGGUCGUUGUCGGCGCUCUCUAGUUAA
Messenger RNA from Aspergillus campestris IBT 28561, 993 nucleotides. RefSeq names its product glycoside hydrolase family 43 protein. Lineage: Eukaryota; Fungi; Ascomycota; Eurotiomycetes; Eurotiales; Aspergillaceae. Gene Ontology annotation, molecular function: hydrolase activity, hydrolyzing O-glycosyl compounds. The transcript has 2 exons. The record is from RefSeq and is a predicted model, not a curated record. Bases 1 to 993 code for a protein of 330 amino acids. Gene Ontology annotation, biological process: carbohydrate metabolic process.